Coffea arabica (coffee) is the source of this 1599-nucleotide messenger RNA. RefSeq lists its product as uncharacterized. The record is from RefSeq and is a predicted model, not a curated record. Lineage: Eukaryota; Viridiplantae; Streptophyta; Magnoliopsida; Gentianales; Rubiaceae.
AUGAGCAACCUGAAAAAUAGCAAUAGAGGGAAAUUACCAUCUCAAGUAAUUCCAAAUCCCAAGGAGAAUGCCAGUGCAAUGCAAUUACGGAGUGGCAAGGAGGUACAGUCUCCUAGGCGUGCCCACGCCAGAGAAGAAGUGCCCAGAAAGGUGGAAGAGGAAGAACAGAAACAAUCCUCUGAAAUCUCAAAGAAAGUUGACAUUUCUCCUCUUUUUCCUAGCAGGUUUACAAAAGCUAAAAAGGAAGAAUCUGAGAAAGAGAUUUUGGACACCUUCAGGAAAGUGGAGAUCAAUAUUCCUCUGCUGGAUGCUAUUAGGCAAUUGCCUAAAUAUGCUAAAUUUUUGAAGGGCUUAUGCACUAAUCGCAAUAAAUUGAGUCUGGAUGACAAGGUGAAGGUGGGGGAGAAUGUCUCAGCGAUGUUUCAAAGGAAGUUGCCCCAGAAAUGCAAAGAUCCAGGUAUGUUUACUAUACCAUGCAUAAUUGGCAAUCAAAGAAUUGAAAAGAGCAUGCUUGACUUAGGUCCUUCAAUAAAUGUCAUGCCUCUUUCAAUUUUCAAAGUUUUGAAUUUAGGACCCCUCAAAGAAACUAGGGUAAUCAUUCAACUAGCAGAUAGGUCUAAUGUCUACCCUGAGGGCCUAGUUGAAGAUGUUCUAGUAAAGGUUAAUGAAUUCAUUUUUCCUGUGGAUUUUUACAUUGUUGAUAUGAAUGAUGAAUACUCUACUAAUUUAGCAGUGAUUCUUUUGGGUAGACCCUUCAUGAGUACAGCAAGGACUAAAAUAGAUGUACAUGAAGGAACUUUAUCUGUGGAAUUUGAUGAAGAGAAUGUCACUUUCAAUAUUUUUGAUGCAAUGAAGCAUCCUAUGGAUACUGAGUCUGUAAAUUUUGUUGGCAUGACUAACACCAUUGUGCAAGAGAAUUUUGAACAGAAUUUCAUGGGGGACAAGUUGGACUUUGUCUUACAACAAGGCAAGACCAAUUUGAAAGUGGACGACAUAGAGGAGGAAGAAGUCAAAGAAGCUAUCAUGUCCUUACAUUCACUACAUCCGCUUCCAGGCAGGUUUGAAAAUUCUUUUCUACCAUUACCCACUUCUAAUGAAAGAAUUCUACCUUCUGUUCAACAGGCACCUAAUGUGGAAUUGAAGGAACUGCCCGAGCAUUUGAAAUAUGCUUACUUGGGAGAUAACAAGACUUUGCCUGUAAUCAUUGCCAAUGAUUUAACUGCGUUGCAAGCAGAGAGGCUCUUACGGGUCUUACAGGAAUUUAAACCAGCAAUUGGAUGGACGUUAGCAGAUAUCAAAGGCAUCAAUCCAUCCAUUUGCAUGCAUCACAUUCUUUUGGAAUCGGACGCAAAACCCGUGAGAGAGCAUCAACGCAAGCUCAAUCCCGCAAUAAAGGAGAUGGUGAUGAAAGAGAUUCUCAAACUCUUAGAAUUAGGAAUUAUUUUUCCUAUCUCUGACAGCCAGUGGGUAAGUCCAGUCCAUGCUGUUCCCAAGAAGACUGGAAUCACAUUGGUGAAAAAUGAAAAGAAUGAGUUAGCGCCAAUGAGAUUGCAAAAUGGGUGGAGAAUGUGCAUUGACUUUAGGAAGUUUUUUCUCUGA